CAGCGUGAAGGAAGCGUGCUGAACGCGAGCAGCGAUUGAAGUUGUAUUGUGUUUUCCUUUUAUGAGUGAUUUGAUAUUGUGUUUGCUCUUUUAUUUUAUUGUGACCCCUAGAUAACGAAACACUGGGCUAAUUCUGGAAACCAGUGAGGAAAGCGGCACGAACUGCUUCUUACCGUGAGCCGGGAAGCACAUCAUCAAGGCUGAAAGAUUUGUUCUCCAUGGAGAAGUGUCACAGCUCAGCUCCGAGAUCUUGCAGCAGAUGUUGACGAGGACCACGGAGACACCGGAACAGGACAGGUUACCAAGCACAGACAUCCUGCUCCGCUAGCUUCAGGCUUCAGGCGAAAGCCCUCUUCUCUGAGAUGGAAUACAACAGUUUAGAGGACAUCUGGCAGAACUGCUCAAAGCUCGGCCGUGUUUACUGCAACCUUACGAGAAACGUCAGCGGGGACUACCUGCACUCGAUGAUCGACGAUAUCCUCCUGAACAUCUUGGGGCCCAAGAGGUCGUCCUUCUGCCUUCCGGUCUCCAUCGCCUACCUUCUCAUUUUCAUCACAGGGGUCACCGGCAACCUCCUCACCUGCGCAGUCAUCUGCAAGCACAGGAAGAUGAGGACCCCCACCAACCUGUACCUCUUCAGCCUGGCUAUGUCCGACCUGCUGGUGCUCCUGCUGGGAAUGCCGCUGGAGAUUUACGACCUGUGGCAGAACUACCCCUUCCCCUUCGGCGAGGGCGGGUGCUACUUCAAGACCUUCCUCUUCGAGACGGUCUGCUUCGCCUCCGUGCUCAACGUGAUGGCGCUGAGCGUGGAGAGAUACGUGGCCGUGGUGCACCCGCUCAAGACCCGCUACAUCAUCACCAACAAGCACGCCCACCGAGUCAUCAGCGCGGUGUGGGUGGGUUCCCUGGCAUGCGCCGUGCCCAACACCUCCCUCCACGGUAUCUACUACCUGUACCUGCCGGAGAGGGUUGCCGAGUCGGCCACCUGCAUCCUGCUCAAGCCACGCUGGAUCUACAACCUGGUCGUCCUGGUCACCACGGUGCUCUUCUACCUGAUCCCCAUGACGGUCAUCUGCGUUCUGUACAUGGUCAUUUGUUGCCGGCUGGGCCACGAGAGGAGGCAGCCACAGGGGACCCUGGGAAAGAACUGCAGCUCUGACACCAGCUGGAAGAUCCAACUGGAGAGCAGGAGGAGGAGGCAGGUCACCAAGAUGCUCUCUGUUGUCGUGUUGGUAUUUGCAAUCUGUUGGGCCCCCUUCCACGUGGACCGUUUGCUGUGGAGCUUUGUGACACAGUGGACGGAUUUCAUGCACGGGGUCUUCCAGUACGUGCACAUUCUCUCCGGUAUCCUCUUCUACCUCAGCUCGGCCAUUAACCCCAUCAUCUACAACCUGCUGUCCACCCGGUUUCGAGAGCACUUCCGCGAACUGAUCUGCAUGCGCUCUCAAGCUAACACCCUCCGCGGGAUCAGCUCUGUGCCUGUCUCCAAGGUCCUCAAGAGCUCCUCGGACCUCAUGACCUGCACUCAGGCUGGGGACUCAAGGCAGGUGCCAGCCUUCAUCACCUCCACCGGCUGCUGGAAACCUGAAGAUCAAACCACCAACGUCUAAAACUCUCUCUGUCCCUCUCUUGAAAUAUGAAUGUGCAUGGUGAAUUGUGGCUUGUUUCACAGAUUACGUAUAUGAGAAUGUCAUCCGGAAAGCAACAAGAUUCUUAAUGGGAUUGGAGGAUGGAGAAUUUUUAAGAAGCAUAAUGGUGUUGAAACCGGGUUACAUGCUCAUUGUGGUCCUUUGGUAGGAUAGUGUAUUCCAUAUCGCUCUAAACAUGGCUCAAUAUGCUUAAUGAGUACAUUAAACAUGUUUAUGAACAAAAUACAAUCAAAAAUUCUGAACUGUAAUUCUUGUAUCAUAAUAUCUGAAAGACAAGUGACGUAUCCAGUAGGAUGCUUGGAGAUUUUCUGGCACAAGUAGCGCACACUGACAAAAUGUCUUGGUAGUCUGAAUGGAUGGUUAAAUUAACUGUAAAGAUUAUUUUGUAAAUCUGUCGAAGAGUGCUACUUCAGAUGAUGUUAAGUGAGGAUUAAGUAAAAUAUGUUUAAUUACUGAAUCCAGCAUUUAAUAGCUAACACUGUUGUUUACUGUCCGGCACUCAACAUAAGUGUAUCAACAAUUAAAACCCAGCAUUUAAAUUGAAUUAAUGUAGUGCGGAAAGCUUGAGGUGCUCCUUGUACCAUAGUUCUCUCAUACGAGCAUUUUGGGCAUACAUUAGUACUCUCUUUGUGUUCCCUUUCUUUGUCUUAGUUUGUUAGAUUGUAUGUCUUUUCUCUUCAUAUAGAAUAGCAGCCUUUAUUUGUCUUGCUUUGUAAAUAAAAUAUUUACCUUCCAGCA
This is a messenger RNA of Anguilla rostrata (American eel), 2387 nucleotides long. RefSeq names its product neuromedin U receptor 3 (gene nmur3). The coding region runs from base 363 to 1610 and encodes 415 amino acids. The record is from RefSeq and is a predicted model, not a curated record. Lineage: Eukaryota; Metazoa; Chordata; Actinopteri; Anguilliformes; Anguillidae. The transcript is spliced from 3 exons. Gene Ontology annotation, molecular function: neuromedin U receptor activity. Gene Ontology annotation, biological process: neuropeptide signaling pathway. Gene Ontology annotation, cellular component: plasma membrane.